Molecule: messenger RNA, 6135 nt
Organism: Pteronotus mesoamericanus
Lineage: Eukaryota; Metazoa; Chordata; Mammalia; Chiroptera; Mormoopidae
Gene: SAR1B
Product: secretion associated Ras related GTPase 1B
Exons: 7
Coding region: 169-765 (198 amino acids)
Biological process (GO): membrane organization; endoplasmic reticulum to Golgi vesicle-mediated transport; vesicle organization
Cellular component (GO): endoplasmic reticulum exit site; COPII vesicle coat
Molecular function (GO): GTP binding; GTPase activity
Source: RefSeq, a predicted model, not a curated record
CCGCGCGGAGCCACAGUCCUGCGGACACUCAAGAGUGAAGCACCCUCCGGUCGGGAAGGAGCUGACGCGGGUUGGGCCCCGGCAGCCAUCAGCCAUCGCGCUUUGAGGUUCGGUUUCGACGCCAAGGAAUUGCAUUCUCUCUAAUCGCAGACCCUGUAAGAUUUGGAUAUGUCCUUUAUAUUUGACUGGAUUUACAGUGGUUUCAGCAGUGUGCUACAGUUUUUAGGCUUAUAUAAGAAAACAGGUAAAUUGGUAUUUCUUGGAUUGGAUAAUGCGGGAAAAACAACAUUGCUACACAUGCUAAAAGAUGACAGACUUGGACAACACGUUCCAACAUUACAUCCCACUUCCGAGGAACUAACCAUAGCUGGCAUGACCUUUACAACUUUUGAUCUGGGAGGACACGUUCAAGCUCGAAGAGUGUGGAAAAACUACCUUCCUGCUAUCAAUGGCAUUGUAUUUCUGGUGGAUUGUGCAGACCAUGAAAGGCUGUUAGAAUCAAAAGAAGAACUUGAUUCACUAAUGACAGAUGAGACCAUUGCUAAUGUGCCUAUACUAAUUUUUGGGAAUAAGAUCGACAGACCUGAAGCCAUCAGUGAAGAGAGGUUACGAGAGAUGUUUGGUUUAUAUGGUCAGACAACAGGGAAGGGCAACGUGCCUCUGAAAGAACUGAACGCGCGGCCCUUAGAAGUUUUCAUGUGCAGCGUGCUCAAAAGGCAGGGCUACGGAGAAGGCUUCCGCUGGAUGGCGCAGUACAUCGACUAGCGGCCGCCGCGGCCCGCGCCGGCCUCGCCGCUCAGGCCUGCUCAGAGAUUUGAUUGUGAACAUGCAUAACUUGAAUUCAAUAGACUUUCGUUGGUUAGAAAACAGAUAUUUUUAGAUUAUUAAUAUUAUAUCAACUUAAUUUGAGUGAGAAUUAAAAACUGAUUCAAAUAAGUUUGACUAUCACAAUGUUAGCUUUCUAAUUCCAUGAAGAUAAUUAGUUUUUACACUUUGUAAUCUGACAUGACCCCCAGCGCCAUUUAUAAAGAGCAACUUUCCAACAGGACAUUUGAAGCACUUUUUAACAGUAUGAAACUACAAAUAUAAACCAUAAUUAAAAGCUCAUCAUGUUAAAUUUUUUAUGUACUUUUUGGAACUAGUUUUUCAAUUUUAGAUUAUAUACGCCCACCUAUCCUGAGUGUACGGUUAAUAAUUAGCUUAUUGAUGAUUGCAUGAUGCCUUACAGGUUUCAAUAUUUUUUUCUUAUGCAAACAUCAUGCAAUAAAACAGACCCUCAUGUUUGGCAUCGCCAUUGGGCAGAUGUUCCGUUUUAAUGUCUGACCUAGCUGGUGUGCUCUGAAACUUCGAAUGUGUACAUUAUACAUAUGAGGUGGUUGUUGGGAAAGAAGACUGCUUCAGAAUAUUUAAGAUAAUGUUUCAGUCCCUAGAGACUUUCGCAUUUACCAGGAGACAAGUUGUGCCUGGUUGUACCUUAUACCACAUUUAUCUCUCGAUCCUGUGUAUUUUUAUCAUAACACUGCCGUUCCCAGGACCAGUAGGGCCCACGUCCUAGUCCCUGUGCGACUGGCCUUCCGAAGAAACACACCUCUCCCGGUGCAACACGCGGCUGACUCCCGGUUUGCUAGGCCCCGGCCGCUCCACUCCGGUUGUCUAGCUCUGAAGUGCUCUGAUCUUACCGGUGCCUGGUCUGGUCAUCUCUGCCUCGUCACCAAACAUAGUGACAGGCAGCAGUCUCCCCACAUUUAGAGCUAUUCCCCAGUCUCUUUACACUUCAUGGCGCUUCCCAGGCAAGUGACAAGUAGGGUCUUGUGCGGUUCUUUGUGGGGCCUGCGGAUCUGAGGGCAAAGAAAGCCUGUCCUGCUUCAGCGGUCACUGAGGUCGUGGGGGUUCUGCUCCUGUCUAAACCUCUUUUGCAUUCUUUGCCAUGUUUCAUUUCUUGGAAAGAAAAUGUUUCAUUGUGUUUCAUUUUCCUUUUUCUCAGUUGUCCUCAGCCAGCUGGUACGCCACGGCACAAAGGCUGUCAUUUAUCCACGCAGUGCUUGUCAUGCGACAGUGUUCCUGAGCCUCAGGGAUGGACUCACUGAUAAACUUUGGGUUAGCUUUCUAAAACAUUUUAAUUUCCUAAAAAAAAUUUCUUUUUUCCACUUAAGAUUCCCCUAAUUAGUAAAAUAAGAUGAAAGAUCAGUGCCAAAUAUGCUUCUUUAAAGACUCUCAAGCUUAAGAUUUUCCUGUUGGUUUUAAGCCAAGAUUUUACAGUAUAUUUAACCAAUUGCAUUGAGAAUAGAUUUGCUCCAGUGCCAUCCAGAAUAAUUUAAAUAUUAAAGUUAGUAUUUUCUCUAGCCAUUGUCCAAAUCAGUGCUACAGUCCCCUCGGCAGGGACAGGCGGUAGGAGGCAGACGAGGACAGAGGGCAGUGACUGGAAGGGGCCGCCAGCGAGCCAGACCCCCAGGGCCAUUUCCGAGCGUAGCAUGUGGGUGUCGCAACUUGGCCGUUCCUUGUCACUUUCAGCUUCCUCCUUGCUUAGAAACUUGAGGAGCACCAUGGGAAAAGUAGGGAAUGACCUUUCAGCCUGUUGGUUUAUUUUGCCAGAUAUGUUUAAAGUCCUCAUUUCUGAUGUCCUGGCUACACAGAACCAUGCCUUAUUAAAAGGAACUGCCUCUUGUUGACGGAAUGUUUCUUCAGUUGAAGUGUUAUUUCCUAAUAUCUAUUGUGAUACUGGAGAAGUUAACUACUUGUCUCAUAAAUUGGUAUAAAGGAAAAAGUUCACUCGUUUCUCUAGAGGGGAAAAAAUGCUCUUGGUACAAACUGUCUUGCUCCAGAAUUCUCAUUCUGGUUUGGCCCCUGGGAUCAAAGAAACAGACUCACUCUGUGGACCGUGUCUGAACUCUGAGCAUUUUCCCAAUGCUGUGAGAUUCUUGCGGCCUGAACCUCUAGUGAAAAGCUGCCUUUAGCGGCCACCGUCUGUCCUCCCAGCGCCAGGGACACAGGCGUGCAGCGUCCCCAGCCGGCGGCCCUCCCCCAGCUGCGCAGCCAUUCUGGCGCUCGCCCUGGGCCCUUGGCCCUGCGGAAGGGCGGCCGGAGCACUUGGGGACCGCGUUCUGCCUGUGCCUGUGCAGGUGUGCACACCUGGGGGGUAUCUGCGGGUAGAUGGUCCUGUUGGGGGUACAGGCUGACUUUGUACCUCCACGGUAAGGCAUGAAAAUACAAUUGUUAACACUUGCAUGCAGGUUAAGAUUGGGUAUCAUAUAAAUCAGGCACGGUCCAAAAGAUGUUUUAAAAUCUUAAUUCCAAAGCUAAAAAUACAAAGUCUUAGCCCACUUUUAUGUUUCUAAAGAGAUUCUUAACCCCACACCUAUUUCAGUGACUGCUGUUCAUUAUACUUUUGGGUAACUGGUUAAAUUGAUGGAUUGCAGUUUGUCUUGAUCUCAGUGAAUUUUGAGUGGAGAGGAUAGCAUUUUUUAAUUGGGGCGUCGACAUUUCCUAAAGCACAGUCGGACCCCUUAUGCCCCAGGAGAUAAGUUCCAAGACUGCGCUGGGGUGCCUGGAAGCGCAGGCAGCACUGAACCCUAUACACUGUGGGGGGUUUCUGCUCUACAUAUAUGCCUUCUCACUGUCAGAAGGCACUUUAUGGCUCCCCUUUGGCAUAUCUGAGUGCCAGCACCGUCACUCGCGCACGGGGCCGUUCGUUGUUCAGUAAAAAAGGGUUCCUAGGCCCGCGGCGGAGGGAACGGCAGGCAGGGGCGUGCGCAGAGUGGACGCCCAGGACGGGGGCCAGUUCCUGUCCGGGGGGAGCAGCGCGGGCCAUGCGGGAUUCCAUCACGUUACUUUACUCAGAAUGGCACACAAUUUAAAAUUUGUGAAUUUUUUAUUUUUGGAAUUUUCUACGUAAUAUUUUUGAUCAUGGUUGGCCGCAGGCACCUGAGACCUCAGAAAGUGGAACUGCGGGCCAGAGGAGAGACUACCGUCUGUGAGAAAGCGUCCUUUACAGUUGCUCAGUUAGCCCGGGGUCUCCGAGAGCCAAAGACGUAUGGGUUCGGAUAGCGCCUGCAUAGAUCUACAUUUUAGUUUCGUGUGCCUAUGUACUGUGGUUUACAACAUAAGCAGAACAUUGUUUUUCUUAGUUUUCAGGUGGCUCCCACUUCUCUGUAGUGCUUUCCAGUACAUAAACUACGUGUAAGUCAUUAAAAUAGGAUAAUAGCUGUGGUAAUAGUGUGUCUUGCCAUCUGCAAGAUGAUUUGACAGACCACAUUCAAAAUCCAGCAUUUUCCCAAAUUCCACCAUUAAAAGCUAUACUUUUAUAUCAGUGUUUUUUUUAAUCUCUCUCUCUCUAAAAAUCAAUAAACAUAUCCUCUGGUGAGGAUUAAAAAACAAAAAAACAAAACCAGUACACUUCUUAGUUGACAUGAUUUGAGAGAUUCAGCAGAAAGGUUCACGUUUUGUGAAACUAUUCGGUAUGUGACUCAGUGGAGCAGUUCAGUCUUGUUAGUCACAUGACUGAAGUUUGCACGGAUUUAUUGCCAAAUAAAUUUUGACUGUAGUGUACUGAUAAUAGCUCAUAUACAGGAAAGUCUCUCAAAAUAGUCUUGUGUUCAUCGUCUUUAGAGGGUAAUGUUUGGAUCAUUUGAAACAUAUGUAAAAGUUGGUGAAGCCGCACAGAAAUCUCCAAGAAAGCAUGAAAAAUAGAGAUUAGCUAAUACAAAUUCAUUGAAAAUUAAUAGAAAGUUAAAGGUAUUCUAUAAGCCUUUGCUAUUUUGCUAUAAGUAUGGAUUCAGAAAACAACAUAUCUUCAAUGAAGGACUAAAUUCUUAAAGCUACAUGUUGAUGCUUCUAGUUAUUUCCUUCAUUGCCCUUCUUUUGAAAUGGAGAUUAGUGCUUUGUAACCAAAUAAUGAAAAAGGAAAAGAAUGAGCUCUUGUAAUAGGGGACUGUGCCUCUGUGUAAAGUGACUGAUUUUGUUAAAACCAUGUUUGCGGUCCUGAACCCUCACACACACCCCUACCGCACACCUGGACAAAAAGACCCCCAAGUAUGAAGGGAAUCGGCAGUAAUCGAAGACAGUUCUGAACCAACUACUUUUUGUCUUUGUAAUGUAGGAUAUUGGGUAGCUAAUAUAUGUAAGACCACUGAUGGGUUGUUCGGGGCUUUGACUGCACUUUUAAAUAGAAUCCAAAGUAAUCAGUCAAGAAAGCAAAUUUAUGCAAAGUCCACUUUGUUUCAGGAGUGCUCUCGCCUCAGAUAGAGUGUAGGGCAGAAAUGGGAGAGGCUUGUUGUGAUUUUACACAGAACUAUUUUUGGAAAAGCUACACUGGAGUGGAUGAAUUCUUAAGCAUGUACUUCAAAUAGGGGAGGGGGGAUUAGGUUUAAUGUUAGUUUAAAAAAUUUGGAGGUAAGCGCUGGCUGGUUUGGCUCAGUUGGUUGGAGUGUCAUUCUGUAAACCAGAAGGUUGCAGGUUCGAUUCCUGGUCAGGGCACAUGCCUGCGUUGUGGGCUUGUCCCCAGUCAGGGUGAGUUCAAAAGGCAACUGAUCAAUGUUUCUCUCUCUCUCUCUCUCUCUCUCUCCCCCCCCCUCCCCUCUCUCUAAAAAAAAAAAAAAUCACAGACCAUGUCCUCAGGUGAGGAUAAAAAAAAAAUUUCUUUGGAGAUAAAAAAAAUGUGUCUAAAAAAUGGGGGGAGAGUAAAAGGGGGUGACAGUUCUACUGUGUGUAAUGUACAAGUUGUCCUUGGAAUGUUUUUCUUUAUCAACUGUAAGGAGCCACAUCAGGAGGGCCAACUCUGCGCGGGUUCCUGUGUUCCCUGGUGCUGCUCCUCACUGAACACAGUCGGCUGCCGAACCGAGGCGAGAGCGCUCAGGCUAAACGUAGUCAAGUGACUUUAUAAGGGAUCGAAGUGUUUUCCAUGAUAAGGCCUCCAGUAUUUGGCUACAUGCAGAGUAUGCUGAAGCGGUAAGGUGGUGAUAAGGUUUCAUCACUAACCCUGUUUGCACUUUGCACACUGCUUGCACGAGCAUCUUAGUGUAAAUUUUAACCAUUGUUUUACAGUAUAUACAGAUUGUUAAGCAUAAUUUAUAUAAAGAUGUUUCUGUUUACCUUUAUGUAUUUUACAAAGAACUAUCAAUACAAUAGAUGGUAAAUGUU